AUGCCGACAACCUCGCGAGCAUCUGUAAUGGCAAUUCAAGAUCUUGGGAUUUCAGAUACUCCAUACUCAUAUAGGACCGAAAAACCUAUGAAAAGGCCCGUCGACUUAUCAAAAUGGAGGAAAUAUCAAAUUGUCAUCGCUGGCACAAUAUUUGCAUACAAUGGAUCUCUUGGGGCAUCUCUCCCAUCGGGAGCAUCAUCAAAUAUUGCAGACUCUUUCCAGGUCUCUCAUGACAGUCCACGCCUCGUACUCCUGAACUCCCUAUAUCUUCUCGGAUUUGCCAUCGGCCCCAUGGUAUUCGGUCCGAUGAGCGAGUUUUUCGGUCGGCGACCAGUCCUCAUUGGAACAUACCUUGGCUACACAUUUCUUACAGUUGGAUGUGCUCUAUCCCCAACCUUCGACGCUCUUUUGGCUUUCAGAUUCCUAUGCGGCAUAAACGGUUCUGUUCCGAACGCUGUGCUCGGUGGGCUGUACAGUGAUAUCUACAACACGCCCAAUCAGCGCGGAAAUGCAAUGGCUAUCUUCAUCUUCGUUGCAAUUGCUGGCCCAAUGACAGGGCCUCUAAUUUCAGGGUACGCCAUUUUGCUUGGAUGGCGAUGGGUAUUCUGGAUCGCUUUGAUAAUUGCUGGAUCUGGAGUCCCAUUCGUGCUGUUGGCCCCCGAGACAUACCUUCCUGUUCUGAUUAGGCAAUGGAAGAAUGGCGACGCCGAGCUGGGUAGUGGCCAUCAUGUAAGGAGUGAAUUUCCAUUUAAAUUUGGGGAAAUCUUCAUUCGGCCAUAUGCCAUGCUACUCACAGAGCCCAUCGUUUCAUUCACGUCUCUGUAUCUCUCGGUGAUAUAUGGAGUGCUUUUCCUGUUUUUCCAGGCUUACCCAAAGAUUUUCGAAGGUCUGUAUGGGCUAUCGACUGGUAUUAACGGAUUGGCAUUUAUCCCGAUGGUAUUUGGCUCACUGCUUGGGCUUUGUACGUUCCUGGCAUACGUCUCUUUCCACGGCAAGGCUUUGGAUGCAGGUAAAGCCUGGGCUUCAAUAGAAGAAUACCGCCGGCUUCCACUGGCGUGUGUUGCCGCUCCCACAAUUGUUGCUGCGCUAUUCUGGAUUGCUUGGACCUCCUACACCUUCAUUCAUCCAGCAGUACCCAUGAUGGCAGGUAUAUUCUUCGGAUUCGGUUAUUUCCUGGUUUUUACUACAAUGCUAAAUUACCUAACCGAUGCAUACAAAGAGGGUUCUGCAUCGGCGCAGGCGGCUGCAAGUGGAACGCGAGCGAUCAUGGCCGUCGUCCUACCUUUUGCAACGACGUCGAUGUAUAAUACCCUAGGCGUACACUGGGCUAACUCGCUCAUCGGAUUCAUCGCUUUGGCGUUGACUCUUAUUCCGUUUGCUUUCAUACGAUACGGCAAAUUGCUGAGGCUGAAAAGUAAAAUGCUGUCUGCGCCAAGGAAGAAAACCAGCACUGAUCAUUCAAUAUUACAGCUCAACAUGGCUUCCUUACAACCACUCGACGCCUCUAAACUGAGCUAUACUUACACCACAACACCCCAGAAAGUCCCCGAUCAAGAGACUCUCAAGCGCGCCCAUGGCACUAUCUGCACCGACCACAUGAUCAUUGCCUCAUGGAAAGCCGAAGCUGGCUGGUCAGCUCCCGAACUGAAGCCAUACGGCCCCUUAAACCUUCUUCCGAGCGCGUCAUGUCUGCAUUACGCCUACGAAUGUUUCGAAGGACUCAAAGCUUAUCGCGGCUACGAUGGCAAGCUGCGCCUGUUCCGAAACGACCGAAACACUCGCCGUCUCCAGAUGUCGGCCGACCGUAUCUCACUGCCAAAGUUCGAUCCUGAUGCGCUUGAGAGACUGAUUGAAAUAUUGGUGGCAACCGACGGCCCCAAGUGGCUCCCCAAGGAACGCGCCGGAGAUUUCCUCUACAUUCGCCCUACCAUAAUUGGCUCUGACUCACAACUUGGUGUUGCCGCACCCAAAGAAGCUCUGCUGUAUAUUAUCAUUGGCUACAUGGCUCGAAUGGAUGCUCCCACAGGCGGAAAACGCUUGCUCACUUCUCCCGAGGGAAUGAUCCGUUCUUGGCCAGGUGGAUUUGGCCAUGCGAAGGUUGGCGCCAACUACGGUCCUUCUGUUCUCGCAACCCAGGAAGCCUAUAAACAGGGCUUCCACCAGAUCCUCUGGCUGUAUGGUCCGGACGGCGAGUGUACCGAAGCAGGAGGUAGCAACUUCUUUGUCAUCUGGAAGCGGAAAGAUGGCAAGAAGGAGCUUAUCACAGCUCCUUUGGAUGAUAACCUCAUUCUCGAUGGUAUUACUCGUCGCAGCUGUCUUGAAUUGGCCAAGGAACGCCUUGGUGAUGAGCUUGUGGUCACCGAGCGGAAGUUUACCAUUGGUGAGGUGAUGGAGGCUGCUGCGGAAGGCCGCAUUAUCGAAUCAUUUGCUGCUGGUACAGCUUGGUUCAUUACUGCAAUCUCGACGAUCCAGCACCGCGGAAAGGAUAUUACUAUCCCUACUGGUCCCGAUGGCACGCCUGCUCAUUAUACAAGCAAGUUCAAACAAUGGCUUGGAGAGAUGAUGUAUGGGCCUGUGGAGCAUGAAUGGGUCAAGGUGGUGUCUGAAAAGGAGGAUACCAAUUAG
Molecule: messenger RNA, 2625 nt
Organism: Penicillium egyptiacum
Lineage: Eukaryota; Fungi; Ascomycota; Eurotiomycetes; Eurotiales; Aspergillaceae
Source: the annotation of a GenBank genome assembly